AUGUUAAUUAAGUUUACUUUAACACUUACCAGAUUGACACGAGCACGAGUUGCCUCUCUUAACGGGCCAGUGUUCCACACGGACCUGACCCCCACCAAUCUGCUGCACUUGGCAAAACUGUGCUACGUUAGGACGCUCACACCCGUAGGAAAUUAUGGUGACGAAGGUUUAAGUGACGACCUCUAUGGGGAAAUAGAUCUAGCGGAUCCGGACGAGUUAGUGGCCAAGGCAGUAGAUGAACUUCCCCGAAAAGUUGGAGGGGUUUUGGGAAUCAGAGACAUUAUCAAUAUUGGGAUCGGAACCCAUGACGAGAGAUAUCUUCCCUUUUUCACGCUAAUGGUUGAUUACGAAGAUUACACAGGAACUACUCAAACCUCCAAAGUCUGCCUUCUUCUCUCAACCACGUUAGAUUUUUUGUUCGAAAACGAACUCGAAUCUGAAAUCUGGGAUUGUCGCCCCUAUGUGUGGAACUGUCUUCGUGGGAAAAUGUUGGAUGAUCCUGUCGGAUGGCUGGAGGAUGUCAAGACUCUUGAGAGCCUUAAGCGUCCAGAUGUGCUCCAGGAAACUAUGGUGACGAAAGUACCUCCAUCGUCCGAGUUGACCAUAAAUGAGGUACAACUCGAGUGGCGAUCGUGUGAAAAAGGGGCCCAACUAUCUUAA
Messenger RNA from Folsomia candida, 660 nucleotides. RefSeq lists its product as uncharacterized. The record is from RefSeq and is a predicted model, not a curated record. Bases 1 to 660 code for a protein of 219 amino acids. The transcript has 3 exons. NCBI's taxonomy places the organism in Eukaryota, Metazoa, Arthropoda, Collembola, Entomobryomorpha, Isotomidae.